AUGAUUUUAACAACUUUUGUCAUUAUAUUAUCCUUCCCGGAUUCGGUGUUCACCUUGAAGGGUGACAGCAACUCAGCCUCCCGUCCCGCCCGUCUGGACUGCGUAAAGGCCAGUGAACAAUGUCUGAAAGAGUACAGCUGCAGCACCAAGUACCGCACGAUGAGGCAGUGCGUGGCGGGAAGGGAGAGCAACUUCAGCUCGGUCACCGGUCCCGAGGCUCAGGGCGAGUGUCGCAACGCUAUAGAAGCCAUGAAGCAGAGCACCCUGUAUAACUGCAGGUGUAGAAGAGGCAUGAAGAAGGAGAAGAACUGUCUCCGGAUCUUUUGGAGCAUAUAUCAGAGUUUACAGGGUAAUGAUUUACUGGAAUAUUCUCCGUAUGAACCAGUCAAUAGUCGGCUCUCGGAUAUCUUCCGUCUGGCCCCCAUCAUAGCUGUUGAACCUGCAUCCACAAAGGAGAACAACUGUCUGAACGCUGCCAAGGCCUGUAACCUGAAUGACACAUGUAAGAAAUACCGCUCGUCUUACAUCAACCCCUGUACUAGCAGGGUGUCUGCUUCUGAGGUCUGCAACAAGCGCAAAUGCCACAAAGCCCUACGACAGUUCUUUGACAAGGUUCCAACUAAAUACAGCUAUGGGAUGCUCUUUUGCUCCUGUCCAGCUGGGGAUCAGACAGCAUGUGCAGAGCGGCGAAGACAAACCAUUGUACCUGUCUGCUCCUACGAGGAUAAAGACAAACCUAAUUGUCUGUCGCUUCAGAGCACAUGCAAGACUAACUACAUCUGCAGGUCAAGGCUGGCAGACUUUAUUAGUAACUGUCAGCCAGAGGCUCGCUCCAUAUCAGGCUGUCUGAGGGAGAACUAUGCUGACUGUCUGCUUUCUUAUUCAGGUCUUAUUGGUACAGUGAUGACACCCAAUUACGUGCGAUCUCUUGGAAUUAGCCUGUCACCGUGGUGUGACUGCAGCAGCAGCGGGAACAGCAAGACAGACUGUGAUAAAUUUGCUGAGUUUUUCACCGGCAAUCGAUGCCUACGUAACGCUAUCCAGGCAUUUGGUAAUGGUACUGAUGUUGGAGUUUGGCAACCCCAACCCCCAAUUCAGCCUACUGUACUCCAACCUGGCAUCACUCGGAGAGGGAAAGAGCGAACCAACAAUGCACUGGAUGCACUGACAGACAUGAACAAACUGGAUCUUGAUAGUGACUCACUUUAUCACAUCUGUGGGACCUUACAGGCCCAAAAGCUGCUGUCAAACCUAACUGUGGAUACGGCUCAGUGUGUGAAUCAUCAACUGGAUGAGUCCGGUAACUCAAACGCCAUUGCUAGAAGCUCCCCAGCUGACCUCACCUGCUUACACCUCUCCAGUAUGCUGCUUGCAUUGGCCUUUGCCUUUUCACCAACAGUAUUACCGCUUGAAGGUUUCCAGCUUUUGUAG
This is a messenger RNA of Scomber japonicus (chub mackerel), 1431 nucleotides long. RefSeq names its product gdnf family receptor alpha 1b (gene gfra1b). Gene Ontology annotation, molecular function: signaling receptor activity. NCBI's taxonomy places the organism in Eukaryota, Metazoa, Chordata, Actinopteri, Scombriformes, Scombridae. The transcript has 10 exons. Gene Ontology annotation, biological process: nervous system development. The record is from RefSeq and is a predicted model, not a curated record. The coding region runs from base 1 to 1431 and encodes 476 amino acids. Gene Ontology annotation, cellular component: signaling receptor complex; external side of plasma membrane.